Molecule: messenger RNA, 1420 nt
Organism: Copidosoma floridanum
Lineage: Eukaryota; Metazoa; Arthropoda; Insecta; Hymenoptera; Encyrtidae
Gene: RanBPM
Product: Ran-binding protein M
Molecular function (GO): protein binding
Source: RefSeq, a predicted model, not a curated record
UGGUAAAACACACAAAGAUGCAGCUAGUGUUCGAACAACAUAUCCAAUACCUGCUGCUUGUGGAUUAUAUUAUUUUGAAGUUAAAAUCGUUAGUAAAGGUCGCGAUGGCUAUAUGGGUAUAGGACUUUCGGCACAUGGUGUAAAUGUCAAUAGACUUCCAGGAUGGGACAAAAAUUCGUAUGGUUACCAUGGAGAUGAUGGUCACAGUUUUUGUUCAUCAGGAACUGGUCAACCAUAUGGUCCAACUUUUACUACCGGUGAUGUUAUUGGUUGUGGUGUCAAUUUAGUUGAUAAUACUGCGUUUUAUACGAAAAACGGUAAUCAUUUAGGAAUAGCUUUUACAGAUUUACCGCCAAAUUUAUAUCCCACCGUUGGACUUCAAACACCUGGAGAAGUUGUAGAUGCUAACUUUGGUCAAUCACCGUUUGUGUUUGACAUAGCUGAUAUGAUAAGCGAGUUGCGUGUGCGAACUCGAUCUCAAAUCAUCCAUUUUCCAUUACUCGAUCAUGGACAAGGUCAAUGGCAAAAUAUUUUACAUAAAAUGGUAUCGACUUAUCUUGUACAUCAUGGAUAUUGUGCUACUGCUGAGGCUUUUGCCAAUAGUACAAAUCAAAUAUUUGAAGAGGACAUUGAAUCGAUAAAAAAUAGGCAAAAAAUCCUGAAGCUAAUUCUGUCAGGGCGCAUGGGAGAAGCUAUCAAUGUAACAAACAACUUGUAUCCUGGUUUGCUCGAGAAAGAUACGAACCUUAUGUUUGCUCUGAAAUGUAGGCAGUUUGUUGAAAUGGUGAAUGGUACUGAUUCAGAAAUACGUUACCAUUACAACGAGAACCAAACAAGCGUUAUUCAAUCAACAAAAUCUUUGGUCAAAUCUUCUACUACUCAUUGUGAAGAAAUAAAUCACACAAGUAUAAAUGGAUCCAACAACCAGUUUUUACUCAAUGGACAAAUAGAAGAUAUUGAAAUGGAAGUAGAUACUAGUUUAAACAACUUAAGUAAAACCAACAAAUCGUUGAGUUGCCAAAAACAUAUUCUUUACUCUAACGGUUUUAAAUGUUUAAACGGAGAAGAUAUAAAAAUGGAUAUAGAUGUUACAAAUCAAAACAACCAGAAUAGUCUCCUCACUACAACUGAAAAUUAUCUGAACAAUAAUCAUAAGAAGCAGCUAUGUGGAGGUAAUAAACAAGCAAUAGAAAAAAUGCUUGAUUUUGGUAGACAGUUGUAUGCUCAAUCUAUACAGUUGAAACAACGAAGUGGAAAAAAUGAGCACAAUAAGAAAAUGCUCCGUGAUGCAUUUAGUUUGUUAGCUUACUCAAAUCCAUGGGUAUCUCCAGUUGGAUGGCAGCUAGAUCCACAGCAAAGAGAAACUGUUUGCUCUAAGCUUAAUUCAGCUUUAUUAGCAGAGCAGCUGUCCUACGGAUAA